CCAAGCCUGAAUCCAUCAUCUACUUCGAACCUUGGUGUCGUGUUGCUGGAACAUUAUGUACAUUUUUAUGGAAUCCAUCUCCGUGGUCCGCGGUCCACUUUUUGCUCCAAAUACAUGCUUACCCAGGCAUUAAAGAUCGAAAUGUUGCUCCAACUUUUGAGAAAAUUCAGAAACUCAAAUCGUAGUAGUGAAAACAUUUUGAUGUUCCUCGAUAGUGAACGUUAGUUUUUGAAAUAAAGUGGCGAUACUUUUUUUUCCUGCAUUUUUUUGCCACAUACAGAGUUCCAGAUGAUUCCAGAAAACCAACCCCAGAAUGGUGCUUAUUGUACUGCACCUCCUACAUUUUUGAAAAUGUGAACUUCUGUGCAGAAACCAUAAGCCGCACGUAGAAGAGAUGUAUAACAUCCUGAGUUAUUCCAUUACGGAACUGUGAUGCAUGGAGGAAGUUCAUUGUGACUCAGAUGCGUGUAAGGCACGAAAGUGGGCAGGUCGGGAUCCCUGUCAUGAAAGAAUUUUUACAUUCAAGUCUGCUCAGCAUGGCAGUUAGUAGACAGGCCAAGAGUCACCAGAAGUCUUCAGGCCCAGCAGGAACCCUGUUUUUGACUGAAAGGCACCACGGAGCCUCUUACAAUCUCUACAACUUAAAGUUAUGUCAACUCAGCUCCUAAUCAUACAGACUCCCUGUGGGGGGGUGUGUUCAUGCAUGUCCCAACCUGAAUGCAUUCCCUGCUGCAUUCCAGCCAAUCAAAGCAAAGGUGAAUAGAAGGAGAUGGAUCAAAAUGAAGUCUGUUUUUUUUGUGUACUUAUUUGGAAGCACACAAAGAAGCCAAAGUUACAGAGAUGGAGAUGCAGGCUGCUCAGCUGGUCCUGCUUCUCUGGAACACGGAACCUCUGCAGAAAUGACUCAAGAUUGCUCAGAAAAGCGGACGUUGCUUGUGUGGGAGACAGACGUCUGCCAGGCCAGUGAUGUGGAGCCACAGUCGGAGCUGAGCAGUUUUUUGAGUGUUUUCUUCGCUCGCUGUGUGAUUGCAGUCAGAGGACUUUGAUUCACGUCCGUGUUCCCGCGACACCAAGCCCAGAGAUAUGCUUCUGUAUGUGCCCCUGUUCGUCCUCCGCACCCUGUUUGCUGUGCCGGUGCUCAGUUCUCCCCUAGCUCUGCCCCGGAUGACCGUACCGCACCUCGAUGAUAAUGCUCGUCUGUUCAGAGAGGAGGGGGUCUCGAAUUACUCCUGCAUGCUGUUGAGGGAGGACCUGGGCCUGCUUCUGGUCGGGGCCAGAGAUGUUAUCUAUGCACUGGACAUGCAGAAUGUCUCCAGGAAGAAGUCUGAGGUUAAAUGGGCGAUCACAAAAAGAGAACAGGAAAUGUGCAUGACUAAAGGAAAAGCUGAGGUCGACUGUCAGAACUACAUACGCAUCCUGCACACGGUGCAUGACGGCCGAAUCUAUGCGUGUGGGACCAAUGCCUUCAGCCCACUCUGCACCUAUAUGACCUACAACGAGGGCCAGCUGCAGCUGCAGGGCUCGAAGGAGGAUGGAAAAGGGAAAUGUCCUUUUGACCCACAUCAGAGAUACGCUUCCCUCAUGGCUGAUGAUGACCUGUAUUCUGCCACCACCUUGAACUUCCUUGGCUCCAACUCGGCCCUCACCCGGAACUCCCGUGCCCAGCUGAGCACUGAGAUCCAAGACUCAUGGCUCUCUGACCCCCGUUUCAUCUACAUGACUGAGGUCCCUGAGAGUUUGGGCAGCUCAACUGGCGACGACGAUAAGGUCUACCUGUUCUUCAACGAGGUGGCUGUAGAGUAUGAUUUCUACAAGAAGCUGAUGGUGUCACGUGUCGCACGUGUUUGCAAGGGUGAUCUGGGCGGCCAGCGAACCUUACAGAGGCGGUGGACGUCCUUCCUGAAGGCCCGGCUUGACUGUCCUGUUCUGGAGUCCAGCAUGCCCUUCAUCAUGCAGGACGCGUUUCUGUGGCGUGACAGUAACUGGAAGACGAGCAUCUUCUAUGCGGUCUUCACCUUGGGGUCCAUGAACAUGUCGGCGGUUUGUGCGUACAAGGUGGAAGACGUGAGCCUGGUGUUCUCCAAAGGGAGGUUCAAGAAGUCCAUCAAUGUGGAAAACGCCGACACCAAGUGGGUCCCGUAUGGCGGGGAGCUGCCCCAGCCACGCCCCGGAGCUUGCAUCGAUGACGCGGCCAGAAACAUGGGUGUGAAGCAGUCGCUGGACAUCCCAGACGGCACCCUGCAGUUCCUGAGGGGGCAGCCUCUCAUGGACACGGUGGUCCAGCCCCUGAAGGUCGAGCCGCAGCUCAUCAAGCGGGGGCCUGCCUUCACCCGCAUCGUGGUGGACAGUGUCCUAGCGUUGGACCGAUACUUCUACUUUGUCAUGUUCAUCGGGACAGAGAACGGGUCCGUCCUGAAGGCCGUCAACUACGGAAGCGACGUGGUCAUCGUUGAGGAGCUGCACCUGUUCGGCGACGGCGUGCCCGUCGAAGUCCUCCGCCUCUCUGUUGCCACGGGCGCACUCUACGCGGGCUCGUCCAGCGGCGUUGUGCAGGUACCCCUGCGAGGGUGUAGCCGCUACAAAGCGUGUCUGGACUGCGUUCUGGCCCGGGACCCAUACUGCGCGUGGGACACGGCAGAGGGCGCCUGCGUGGCCGUGCCACCGGGGGAGCCCUCCCCUGACAGGGAGCUGAUUCAGAGAGUGAAAGAUGGGAAUGGUUCCUUAUGUCCGAGAGUCGAGAGCACUGAGCCCAAGAAUGUGACACUGGACGCGGGGAUCAACGUGAAGCUUCCCUGUCAGCAGGGUUCCAAUCUGGCUCAGACCGUCUGGCUGCUGAAUGGUAAGGCCCUCGACGCUCCAGACAUCGCCCAUGUCCACGCCGACGGCCUGCUGGUGUUCGGCAACCCGCUCCUGGGGGCGGGCCUGUACGAGUGUCAGUCUGUGGAGCGAGGCUUUGUCACCAAGGUGGCCACAUACCUGGUGCAGCCGGGGAAUACCGACCCAUCGAUACCCAUGCCGGGCCUACAGAGGGAGGCCUGCAAUACGGUGGCUUUGAAGGUGACCGUGGUGCUUCUCAGUCUGCUCCUGGCCAUGCUACUGGUGUGGGACUUCUGCAAGGGACAUAUCUCCCUGCCGUGGUGCCUAGGGUCACGCCGACACCCCCAACCACCACCACCCCUGCAUAACCAGGGGUAUCACCAAGGGCCGGCCGAAAUCAAGCUGCUGGCAAACCGCAGCGCCAACAACAACCACUGCGGCCUCCCGUUCCCCGCAGACGGACCUGGCACCCCCAGGUCCAACGGCAGCUCCAUGUUCAACCCUCAGUUCAUCGCCGACGAGUCUGAGAUCUGAGGGAACCUGAUGAGUCCGCCUGUCCUUUGGGGAGGCGGAGCUACAUAAGGCAGCUGGACUGUGUGACAAGGACAAUGGGGGGGCCUCGUUCGCAGGAUUCUCAGCAGUUUGGCCCCCCUGUACUUUGAAGGCUCCCUGUAGAGGGAGACGGCCUUCAUCCCAGCACGUAAAAGCAGCUGCAUAUUUCAUUCCAGUGUUAAAUUUCAAGGCGAAUAAGCCAAUUUUCGGGUCAGCCAGUGAGGAGCCUCGUGAAAGUCGAAUCUGCUUCUGAAGCUCCAGCUUUCAGGAGACGUCUGCCUGCGGAGAGCUUGUCGUUCCAAAACAAACCCUGCCUGGCAUGACUGUCAGGUUCGGAAGCAUGGAUCGGACCCGCCCCACAACGGGGGAGAAAAUGAAACUGAACUGAAGCUUGAUGUCAAUGUGUCUGGAGAAACCUGUCCAGUGUGUGUUUUUGUUUUUUUUGUUUUUAUUUUUUUUACACAACAUUAUUUCCCAAGGACUAUUUUUGGUUUCUGAUACUAUUUACCAACAUUUGCCUAAUUUCUAAAAUUAGACUUUUUAAAACUAAAAGGGAAAAAAAAUGACAUUUUGUUGGUUUCCUGUUUUUGUAUGGAGCCUCCUUUGGCAGGAGUUAAUAAAAAAAAACGUUUCUACAUGCCUUAACGCUCACUGCCUUUCCUGGGCAAGACUAUACAGGUGACAAACCCUGCCACGUCGCCUGUUUACAUGCUAUUAGAGCGCGAUAUGUGUUGUCCGGGCUGCACACCCCCAGGCUUUGUGCAGGCUCCCGUUUCUUCAAGAGCUGCCAUCUUACUGGAAAUUCGCAAAGCGGGAUGCAGCCUGUCUGAUCCUGUUCCUCCAUCAGUCCCUUGGACCUCUCAUUGCUCAUUUAUGUAAUAGCAGCCAGAGCUGCUCUGGCUUCAGACAUCGCCGUUGGUGCAUGUUGACGUUUCGUGAAAUGCUUGAUUGCCUUUGCACUGGGAAAGUGGUCUCUCAGUUUAGCUGGUACUCACACUGGAGUAGCUUGAAGCUGUACUCAUUUCUGCAGAGAUACUGGCUUUUGACUUUUUUUUUUUUAUUGGAUUCAACGGCCGGGACCAAUUUCAGUGAUGCAGUGACCUGCUCCUUUCCACAAAUUUCCAUCAACUGAACAGCUGUGGAUUUUAAUUGCACUGUUCUCUCUAGCCUUGAUCCUUUUAAUGAUAUUUUGAUACUUCUACACACUAAAACGGCAAUGUUCCUCUCCUCCCAUUCACCCUGCCUUUACCAUCAAACUUGUUCAGCCACUGCUUCAGCCCAGUUCUUCACGGCUUCCACCCUGCUGCCACAAUAGUUUGGACAAAACAAAAAUCAGACCGGUUUUCAUUGAAUGCACGCCAAUGAAUGGAUGUUCCUUUAAACUAUUGUUUGGUUUUUUCAUAUUCAGUCAGGCUUUCUAAGCUCUGUCAGCUGUCUUUUUAGCAACCGUGAAUGUUUUAUGUUAAAAUGUAUUUUUUUUGUACAUUGCAGUGUACAGACUUAUGAUUUUUUUUUUCUUCAUGCAGUUUUUGUGUUACGAAGGCAAAACACAGUAACUGCGUAUUUUAUCGAACUUAUGGUCCGAUUUAUCUGGCGACAAAAUAUUAGUUUAAGUAUUCUCUUUUUGAAGGAAACGGCAUUUAAAAUGACAAACCACGGUAAAACCAAUUCUGAGCACCAUUUUCGUCAGUUUCAGUAUCAUUAUAGUUGCUUGGUUCAUGGGGAGAAGCCCUAUUCAAGACAAAAAUGCUGAUUUAUUUAUUUUUUUUAUUCAGUCCAGCUUUAGCGUGGGAUACUGGCUUAGGUGUGGGUAGCAGUUACUCCUCCGCCUUAACGGCAGGAUGUAGAAGAUCACGCGUUUAGCUACAUUUCCGACAGGAUCAGCCGCUCUGAGGUUGGGCUGAAGGCAACUAUUGAGAGAAGGAAGCAGAGAUGGAGGCUUACAGGCAAAAGGGCAUGAAAUCCAUUACUGUAAAGCUGAGGCACAGCCCUCUGUGACCCCGCCCACUGACUCAUAUAGGCCGUUAGGGCCAUUUGCUAAAGCUAGCCGCACCCAACCGCAGCACGGUAACCAUAAACACCCGUCAUGCGUGAAAGUAAGAGUGCAGGGCUUGUGGGAGUGCAAGGAAAGCCUUCACGGAGAGAGGCCACUAUCAUCCCGCCUCAAAGCUCCUUCAGUUAAUUCUCUCUAACAUUUGGUUCAUUUUGUUAGCGUUCCCUUUGUUUUCAACCUGGGAAGAGGAGUGUCAAAUAACCAUCUCUCACGUCUUAUCUAGCCCAAGCAAAUACACUUAUGUUACACUCGUACCAGUUUAUGGGUGAGGGUUGAGGUGGGGCUGUAAUUUUACAUAUUGAAAUGAUCAAGUUCCUUGGGGUGUGACUUCAUUGUUCUGCAUUUAUUUAGGGAACGCUUACACAGUUCAAGGAGACAAGCACUGUGUGAAAUAAGUGUUUAAUUUAUAAAACAUGUUUUGGUGGGGUGGGUACUCACAUAAAAAAACAGGCCUGUUAGUCUGUACUCCUUGUUUCUGGAACAACUGGUCCCAGGCAGAAUGACUUUAAUGAUCGGCACAUCUCUGGGACUUUAAAAAUGAGCAUUAAGAAAACAACCAUAACGAGUUCUGAGGAAAUCGAAAUGGGUAGGGGCCCCCGGGGCGGGCCUAUCGGCGGUAGCGGUAACGCUUGAAGUGAAACCACAGCUGGAAGAUGCCGUUGGCAAACUGGCAGCGGAAGCCAUGCCGGUGCGAGUACUCCCACUCGCGGUUGACGAUCUUGAAGGCGAUGUCUUCGUAGGGCGGCCCGGCAUGGAAGCGCAGGACGCCAAAGUCCUUGUUGUCGGGACUGGGUUCUAGGAAGUACUGUGGCGUGGAGCGCUUGUCGAUCAGGUCCGGGUAGAAGAUGUUGAACUUGUAGCCCUGUACGAUCUUGGGUGGCGGGUUGUCGAAGUCGUAGUGCGUCUGGUUGUACUUGUUCCACUCGAAGCCAGUGUGCACACGGUUGAAGAAGCGUGGCUUGCGGGGCCGGUACUUGUCGGCCCAUAGGUACAUCUUGCCGGUGAGUGGCAGCUCCACACUGAACUGGGCCUCGUCGGCACCCAUGCCUUCCUUGGCGCGCCGCACGAACGCGUCUUCCGCACUCUCGUUGGCGUCACCUACGGAUGGGGAUAGACGCCGAGGUUAGCUCAUGCUGGGAAUGACUGAAUGAUUCUAGUAGUUCAGUAUGGUUUGGUUAUUGGCCGGCGGCAGAUCAUUAAAGCUUCCUGAUUGGACAGUAGGGUGAGAGCCACUGACCUGUGACCUGUAGCUGGCGUCGGGCCAGGUGUAGCCUUUGCCUGUCCUCCUCGGGCUCCAUUGUGUGGGUGUCCAGGGGCAGCUCUGAGGGAAGCAGCAGCUGGGGGCUGUAUCGACCCGAGUCGUAUUCUGCCUGGCUCUGCUGAAUCAGGUCCUCCUCAGUCAGAACGGCCUCCACUUUGCCUUCUCCCUCUGCAUCCCCCUGCCCCUCCUCCCCAGCCUCCUCCCCCUCCUUGGUACCCUGGGGAGACGAUGAGGAGGAAGGCCCAGGCUGGUCUGUGCUCCUGUCCUCUGUACUGGUCCUGUGGAUGGGACAGGAAAGCAUGAUGCAUUCGCCACAACGUGACGAUGUCACUUGGGAGGGAGGGGCGACCCCAGGCUACCCAAGGAGGGGAUUUCUCACCUUGCUCACACAUCACCCUGAUCAAGCUGUCAGCUAAAGGGAGCGUUAGAUUCACAGCAGAGAACAGACUGUCGGUUAAAAAUUAUUUAAAGUAUUUUCUAUAAAAAAAGUUGCCAUUUAAUUAUAAAAAGAUUAAUAAAGAUAUUUCCAAGACUGAAA
Molecule: messenger RNA, 7221 nt
Organism: Brienomyrus brachyistius
Lineage: Eukaryota; Metazoa; Chordata; Actinopteri; Osteoglossiformes; Mormyridae
Product: semaphorin-4E-like
Exons: 15
Coding region: 1084-3351 (755 amino acids)
Biological process (GO): negative chemotaxis; axon guidance; positive regulation of cell migration
Molecular function (GO): chemorepellent activity; semaphorin receptor binding
Source: RefSeq, a predicted model, not a curated record